AUGCAAUUUUUGCGUUUUGGAUGGCUUUUGGAAACAUCCUAGGGUACGCUUCUGGUUCAACUGGAGAAUGGCACAAUUGGCUCCCUUUCCUUAAUACGAGCGCCUGUUGUGAUGCGUGUGCAAAUUUGAAGGGAGCAUUCUUAGUUGCUGUGGUUUUUCUCCUCUUAUCCAUGCUGGUUACAUUAAUCGUCGCAAAAGAAGUCCCUCUGUCUAGUAUCCCUGGCAAAGGUGAAGAAGAGCACAGAGCAGAGUUCCUCGAUAUCUUCAGAAGUAUCAAAAACUUGCCUCCUGGAAUGCCUUCAGUACUUCUCAUCACCGGUCUUACUUGGUUGUCGUGGUUUCCAUUCAUCCUGGUUGACACGGAGUGGAUGGGCCGUGAAGUCUUCCAUGGGAAUCCAAAGGGAACACCAUCGCAAAUUGAUGCCUUCGACAGAGGGGUUAGAACCGGUGCAUUUGGUUUGCUAUUAAAUUCGAUUAUUCUCGGGAUUGGUUCUUUCACGAUUGAGCCCCUUUGCCGAAAACUCACUCCAAGAAUUGUUUGUGUGACAAGCAACUUUAUGUUGUGCCUUGCAAUGGUUGCCACUGCGAUCAUGAGAGGGCUUAUUGGUGUAAGCAUCUGUCAGAUGAUCAGCUAG
This is a messenger RNA of Asparagus officinalis (garden asparagus), 635 nucleotides long. Its product is annotated as sucrose transport protein SUT1-like. Lineage: Eukaryota; Viridiplantae; Streptophyta; Magnoliopsida; Asparagales; Asparagaceae. The record is from RefSeq and is a predicted model, not a curated record. Gene Ontology annotation, cellular component: membrane. The transcript has 6 exons. Gene Ontology annotation, molecular function: sucrose:proton symporter activity. Bases 21 to 635 code for a protein of 204 amino acids.